Molecule: messenger RNA, 5794 nt
Organism: Paramormyrops kingsleyae
Lineage: Eukaryota; Metazoa; Chordata; Actinopteri; Osteoglossiformes; Mormyridae
Gene: zbtb37
Product: zinc finger and BTB domain containing 37
Biological process (GO): regulation of transcription by RNA polymerase II
Molecular function (GO): protein binding; RNA polymerase II cis-regulatory region sequence-specific DNA binding; DNA-binding transcription factor activity, RNA polymerase II-specific
Source: RefSeq, a predicted model, not a curated record
UCUUCUAUUGUAUUUUGACCCAGGCACAGCGAUGAAAGUAUGCGAGGCAAAAGAAGUAAAAAUUAUUAUGGAUUUUAUGGACACUAUUUGUAGUCUCUUGUGUUAUGUUCCUCACAAUGCAUGGGACCAUGUCUAAAUGACAGUCAGGAUUGAUUGCUGUUAUUGCUUGGCGUUAACCGGGCUCCUCCCCGUAUAUGGAAAUAGUAAGAUCAGCUAGGCUCGGGAUCAUGUCAGUUGUGCACUAAUGCGAUUUCACCGCCUUGUAAUCAUAACGCAGCGCUAUGCGUUAACUUUUAAAAUGUCAGAAAAAGAAACUACGAGACAAGAAUGCGUAGAAGUUGGCUUUAAACGGCGAGGCGUUUGCUGAUGUCCAGCUGUCAAACGGGCAGCCAGUAUACCCCAGCUGACGGUAUUCAGUGUUUCAUCAGCCUGUGUCCAAGUGAAGCCACGCUGGGAUGGAGCAGACGAGCAGCGUGCAGCUGGAUAUCCCGGAUUUCAGUAACUCAGUGCUGUCCCACCUGAACCAGCUGCGCAUACAGGGCCGGCUGUGCGACAUAGUGGUGAAUGUGCAGGGACAGAGCUUCCGUGCCCACAAGGUGGUCCUGGCUGCUAGCUCGCCGUACUUCCGGGACCACAUGUCGCUGGGCGAGAUGAGCACCGUGUCCAUAUCGGUGAUCCGCAACCCGUGUGUAUUCGAGCAGCUGCUGUCCUUCUGCUACACGGGCCGCCUACGACUGCGGCUGGCCGACAUCAUCAGCUACCUGACGGCGGCCAGCUUCCUGCAGAUGCAGCACAUCAUCGACCGGUGCACCCAGAUCCUGGAGGGCGUGCAUUUCACACUCAGCCUGGCCGAUGUGGAGAAGGGGCUGGGGGUCCGGGGCCAGGUUCACGGCGGUGAGGCUCGGGCUCCAGGGUCUGGAAGAAGAGGGGAAGUCAGGGCUGGGACCCAGCCUCUGAGCCCCGGCCAAAACACCCCCCAGGCCGGGGAUGCGUGGAGCUGUAGAGAUGCUAUUAGUGAUAUUCAGGAGCAGACGGAGGUGUGUGAGGUGAGCCCCCCCGGGGAGUCGAUGAGCCCCCAGGUGAUAGAGCACAGUGAGCCGGGCACCGGAGGUCAUGGGGGCUCAGAGGAGCCCUUCCUGCGGAUAAACCAGUCAGGGCAGUGGUACGUGGAGGCAGGGCCUGAGGCCGACGGGGGCGCCGUCCGCAUCAAGACCGAGAGCCUGGAGGACUGGACUGGGGCGGAGGCUCCUCUCACAGGCAGUGAGGGUGGUGCCGAGGAAGGCGCCCCAAAAAGGACGGGGCACAGGGUGUGGGUGCAGGAGGGCUUCAACGCACAGCCUUCUGGGAGCAGGAACUCCCAUCAGCCCACCAGCAGCCUCCGUGAGACGGAGAGAUUCAGCCCGACAGGCAGCGUGGCGGAGAAGGCCGAACGGCACAGGGCCAAGGCAGAGUCUCCGGGGAGGGGUGACGAUCAGAGCCACCCCACCUCGCAGGGCGAGGAACAGGCAGCGUACGACGGCGGGGGGUAUGAAGAGUACCUGCGUGAGCAGGUUGGCGACCCCUGGUUCCGCUACAACCCACGGCUCACCUGCAUCUACUGCUGCAAGUCCUUCAACCAGAAGGGCAGCCUGGACCGGCACAUGCGGCUGCACAUGGGCAUCACGCCAUUCGCCUGCCGCAUCUGCGGCAAGAAGUACACGCGCAAGGACCAGCUGGAGUACCACAUCCGCAAGCACACGGGCAACAAACCCUUCCACUGCCACGUUUGUGGCAAGAGCUUCCCCUUCCAAGCCAUCUUAAACCAGCACCUUCGUAAGAACCACCCAGCCCGCGGUCCACACAGUGCCUCGCCUGAGACCACCACGCAGGCCGGCCCCCGGGGGGAUGACUCCCCUGGUCGUGAGGAGCCCGAGGGCUCCGGCGGGGGCGGGGGGGCCUCCGUUUCCACCACGGGACCCGACUGAUAGAAGGAUGUCAACACCAUGAUGUGGUGGGUGGUCUGGGUCACCUUUUUUCCCUUCGAUUUGUUUUGACACACCGUCAGAAAAAAAACUACCAAUUUGUACCAAUGAGGGGUACAAUUACUUCUCACUGGGGCUGUACCUUCAAGAGUUUGCCAAUGCCUAACUGUAGGCAUUUUAAGGUAGAGAAAUGGACUCUGAGGAGCAUUUUUGUACCAUUGGAGGUGCAUUAAUGUUGUUCGUAAAUUGGGGUACAAAAUUGCACCUGGGCUGUACCCUUUUCUCUGACAGUGUAGGGACCUAUGGAGGUGGAGGCUUGUGGACCGGAACCAAAGGCAGAGACCCAGGAGGAUUGAUGGUGCUCAGCAUUGAGGAGCUGAGAGGACUUUCUCAAAGGACCAACCGGCUGCUCGGCAAAGUGCUCGCUUAGAGAUGCCUGCCGUUGGCUUGCCAACCAAACACAUUAAUGCCUCUAUCAAGUUACCUUACACUAUCCUAUAAACAAUGUUUUUUUUCCAGUUUACCAUGAAUUUUGAAUAUUUGUAGAUGCAAGCCAGGUCAGAUUAGGUCAGUUGGUGUUCGCCCCUGCCUUUUAUAACAGUGAGAAAUCCUUGUGUGUCAGGUACGAGACUCAAGUUUAAAAUGAACCCGUUAAUUAGUGGGAACAAAUUUAGCAUGAAGACAAUCUGGAUGAUCAAACUUUGGAAAGCAGUUUUAUCUGCUUCAGGUUAGUCAAACAUGUUUCCUCAAGCAACUCGCACAUGCUGUGACAGAGCAGCUAGCGUAAAUGAGUAUGGGCUGUACCAUCUACAGCCAGCUGGGAGGGGGAGGCGUACACUCUAAUCCUUGUCCAUUUCAGACACUUUUCAGACUUUCAUUAGCCGUAUACUAGUUAGCCAGGGUAUUUAUACAUGAAUAUACUCUCUCAUGGUUUCCCAAAUCUGCUGCUGAAUGUUUACUCUUCAGAGAACAAGAAACACAAUAUCGACCUGUAGAUAAGCUACUUUAUGACUGUUAGCGCAUAUUACGGCCAUAGCACAGGUGUAGUAAUACACGCACUUGACGGACUUUUGUGUGGAGAUUUUAUAUUUCCUCACGGUCCUUUUUUCCCUACAUACAUAUGACUGUUUUAGGAUCUUUUCAUACAUUCUGACUAAACUGUGUCUGUGUGUUUCUCAGAGCUUGAGUAACACAUGUGGAAACAGACCAAACCACAAAGUACCCAUCAAAGUCAUCGCUUCACAAAUUAAUGAACUGCUUGUACAGGGAAGCCGUGCAUGGUGCUUGGAAGGGGAUCUGUGGAUCAAGGAUUCAGGGCUUCCAGGAAUGCGGAGACAUGGGCAACAUCUCAGCAAGCCUUGUUCGCCAAGAAAAUAACAUUAUUCUGUAACUCCUAGAAACACUCGUAAACUAAAACGACAAUAUUUAACACUUCAUUACAGAUCUUGAUUUUUAAAUGACUCCAGAAAUACUGAGAUUAUGUAUAAUUUACGUAAGUAGUACAUUUGUAUUUGUACUUCUUGUACUUGUCAUAUUGCGAGCAGAAAUUUUCUGAAAAAAGCAAAUGUAGCCGGUGACUAAUGUACUGCAGUUUUUAUACUCUGAGCUGUGAAUUUACACCCCUGGGAUUCUUUGCUUGAAUGCAAGUUUUAAAACGGCUACUGAUUUUAUAGGGUGUUUUGUUACAUGCAGUCGCUCACAGGUUAUCUCCACCUCAACUGUACCCAACACAGCCAAUAUCCACCUCAACUAUGGCCAACACAACUGAUCUCCUCAGCUGCACCCAACACAGCCAAUAUCAACCUCAACUACAUCCAACACAGCCAAUUUCAACCUCAGCUGCACCCAACACAGCCAAUUUCAACCUCAGCUACACCCAACACAGCCAAUCUCAGCCGCAAUACACCCAACACAGCCAAUCUCAGCCUCAGCUACACCCAACACAGCCAGUCGCAACCUCAGCUACACCCAACAUGGGUGAUCUGCAACUCAGCUACCCUCAACAUAGCUAAUCUCAACCUCAGUUAUACUCAAACCAGCAGAUUUCCACCUUCGCUUUACAUACCUCUGUCUGCACAAAUUACAGGUGUUCAGCAGUAGCUGAUAACAGGUUUAUGCAUUUUUUUUACUCCUAUGUAUAGGUCUGGUAGUAAUCUUCAUAUUUCCCUACGUGAGCAUAAAGAUACACGUGGUUUCAAAGAAGUGUUCUUUGAAAAAAAUAUUCAGAAAUAAUAUUAUUCUGUGAUAAACAGUGUGGGUAAUGUUACAUGUUAUACAGUUUAUUGAAGCAUGUUGGUCACUGACCUUGUGGAUGUUUGUAUUUUACUCAGACAUCCUGAGUCUAGUCAUAGAUAUUUGAUUAAAUGAUCCAGUACACACAUAAACAUCCUUUUUUAUAAUUUAAUGUACAUUUCAUUCAUAAAACACAAUCUGAUUAUUAUCCAGGCCAAGAUGGAGACAUUAAUGUGAGCUAUUAAGGGACCAGUCAAGGUCAGCAUGCUGUCUUUGAAGAUGUUGAAGUUUAUCAUUGUUGUUACUAUUUUGCCAAAUGGGUGCAGAUUUGCCUUUUGUACAAAAAUUAAUUACAUGUGUGAAAAAAGAGGGCAUUCGGACCCAGGGAAGCUGGUGUUUGUGCUUCCCCAGUCUCCAGUAUGUGGUACAAUAUAUAGUGAAACUUAUAUCUGAGACCCUGGUUUGUAGUGAAAUCAAAAUAUGUAUGUUUUGGUUAUUGACAGAACAAAAUUCAGUAUCAUAAUUUUUCCCUUUAGGUGCAAAAAGCUAAACAGGAAUAUCUGUGCUGGGAUGCAUGUGCAGAGUCACAGGGCUACAAUGGUAUUGCAAACAAAAAUAUUCACACGUUUCGGUCAUGUUGUUUACUUUCUUAGUUAUUUUUUAAUGAAAAUUAUCUGCAGUAAUAUAUUUCCCUUUUAUAGCAUUUUAGUGCUUAGCACUGUCGUCUAACACCCCUGGGACCUGGGUCUCUGCCCUGGUUCCAUGUGUGUGGAGUUUGCAUGUUCUCCCCGUGUCAUCGUGGGGUUUCCUCUGGUAUUCCCCCACAGUCCAAAAACAUGCUGAGGCUAAUUGGAGUUACCAAAUUGCCCAUAGGUGUCCCUGUGAUGGGCUGCUGCUCCCAUCCUGGGUUGUUCCCUGCUUUGUGCUCAUAGCAUCCAUGACCCUGAAUAGGAUUAAGUAGUUUCAGAAAAUGGAUGGAUUUGUGAAGAAGCAUUACAAUCAAAGUUGUGUUUCAGAUAUUUUUGGUGCAUUUCCAGAACUUACCAAAUACAUUACCAAGAGUAAUAUUGUUUGUGUUACUGAACGUUUUAGUUUAUACUGAACAGCACAGGUUUCAAAUGAAGAAACUAUUGAAACCGAUUGCCUGAAUAAAUUGUACUUAAACAUCAUCUGAGAUUUAAAAUAAAGGCAAAAUGUAAUAUCUAGUAGCUCCAACUAACAACAUGAAAAAUUAGUUUUAUAUGAAAUUCUCUCCUUGGGAAUCAUUUAGCACUUGAGUUUAGAGGUUUUCAUGACAUUUUUAUUAUUCAUUGAUUCAUUCAGUGCACUUAUAAUGUGCUGUAUCAGUGGUUAUAGGUGGGUCAUGGUUGGAGGGACAUUUAAGUUUUAUAGCUAAUAGUCAUGGUUGUGCUACACUUUAUGGAGUGUGAAUAACUGCUCACAGUACUUACUGUUACAUAGAUAUAAAUGAAAUAUUUCCUAAAGCAAAGCACUUUACGUGUUACUGUGAAGGAAAGUGUAGUAUAUUUAAGGAGUGAUAAAUCCAUUGUUUGAUUUUGCCAUAUGUUACAUAAAACCAAUAAAAUGGUUUGAAAAUGUCA